This is a messenger RNA of Sinocyclocheilus grahami, 2861 nucleotides long. Its product is annotated as cytosolic phospholipase A2 zeta-like. Bases 257 to 2791 code for a protein of 844 amino acids. The record is from RefSeq and is a predicted model, not a curated record. Gene Ontology annotation, biological process: glycerophospholipid catabolic process. Gene Ontology annotation, molecular function: calcium ion binding; calcium-dependent phospholipid binding. NCBI's taxonomy places the organism in Eukaryota, Metazoa, Chordata, Actinopteri, Cypriniformes, Cyprinidae. The transcript is spliced from 22 exons. Gene Ontology annotation, cellular component: cytosol.
GGGCGAUACCGGCACACGCAUAAAACACAGUGACAAUACUGCCAAUGAUAACGUGUUGACACUGCUGUGUAAUUUAUAGUUUUACAGCCAUGACCUUGUGAUAUUGGCUUAAAAAGAGGAACAGCACUCAAGCUACUUUACAAGUUAUACCCAGAGUCCCAGACAGACCUAGACAGUCUGAAGAUAUUCUUCUAAAGCAACCUUGUAUUCAUUGACCUGGGCAGCUGGAUCCAGAUCUCAGCGCAAACAUUCAACAAUGCUUAAGAGAGAAGUCCAGCCAUACUGGAACUUGUCAGUCAAAGUUUUGCAUGCGAAGAUCCAUCAGUCCUAUGACUACUUGACUGCGUCUGACUGCUAUGUCAUCCUGAACUUACCCACAGCAUCGGUCCGUACAAAUCGCACCAAGACUAUAUCAAAUAGCAAGAAACCUGAAUGGAAUGAAACUUUCACUUUCAGAGUGCACAGCAACAUCAAGAACAUUCUAGAGAUCUUGAUCUAUGAUGAGGAUCCAUUAAUGAGAGACGACCAUUGUGCCACUAUCCUAUUUGACAUCAAUAACCUCACACCUGGGAAAAAGGAGACCAAAUGCUUUAUAAUAAAUGACAAGACCAAGGAUGAACUGUGGGUGGAGUUUGAGAUCACUAAGAGCUCUGAGACACCAACGGCAUGCAUCUCUAAUGGAGUUUUGGUGGCAGGUCCUUUUUGUGAGCUGAAUGUGGAGAUAGACAAGCUUCUAAAGAAGACUGAAGCAACGCAGAACAUGGUGUUAAAACUGAAAGGGGCAUACAAAGAGGAGUUUGUGAUCUCAAAUUCUGAGGAAAGCUCCAGCACCCUGAAAAGGUUACGUUACUACAUCAACCGAGACCUGGAAACUGAACUUAAUCUGACCUCAGAGACUAUUGUCAGCCCAGCAAAUAUUGGGACAGUAGUGGAUGCUGCUGUUCCAGACCCUGUGGACACUGGAUUGACUUCUAUCCCUUUAAAACCAUUACCAGCCAAACAACAGAUUACGGUCUCUUUGCCUCUGGGAGAGAAUAAAGUUGAUCUGCAACUGAAUACGGAUGAUCGCUCUGAUGAAGAGCUGGAUGUGCGUCUGGAUUUUGAUAUCCCAGUGGAAGAAAAUAAUUUUCUGGUGAAGAGAAAAAAAGUCGUGUCACAGGCUCUACAGAAAGCCCUGAAGCUCAGCUCUGCACCUAAGCCCAGCAAGGUCCCAGUGGUGGCUGUGGUGUGUUCUGGUGGUGGGAGCAGAGCAUUAACAAGCACAUACGGUAGCCUUCAGGGUCUGCAGAAGAUCCAGCUUCUUGAUGCAGUCAGCUACAUCACAGGGGUUUCAGGUGCUACUUGGGCCCUAGGCUCUCUUUAUGGAGACCCUAACUGGUCAAACGGUGGCAUUGACAAGUCUAUGGAGUCUAUAAAGAAGGAGCUCUCUAAAAAGGCACUCAGUAUGUUUUCCUUAGAGCAGCUAAAGGAGUACAAACAGAGGAUGGAAGAGCGAGAGAAGGAAGGACACCUUGUGUCUCUCAUCGACAUGUGGGGUCUUGCGUUAGAGUAUCUUUUCCAAGGGAAGAAACCCAUGGGUACACUAUCUGGAAUGCAGAGGACAGUGUCUGAAGGCCAGAACCCUCUCCCCAUAUUCACAGCUGUUAACCUAAAGCAUGGCAAAACAGAAAGUGUAAUAGAUGCAGAAUGGUGUGAAUUCACUCCAUAUGAGGUUGGAUUUCCCAAAUAUGGUGCCUUUGUACCUGCACAGAACUUCGGGAGUGAAUAUUACCUCGGUCACAUGGUCAAGAAACUCCCUGAAACUGGAUUGUCCUUUCUUGUAGGAAUGUGGAGCAGCAUUUUCUCUAUAAAUCUGACAGAUAUCUGGAGUCUUGCCACAGGAGUCAAACCUUCCUGGACGCCUUGGGCUGGAGGAGGAGUGAGUAACACAGAGACUGAUAGUAAACCAACAGCACUUGGCACAUACCUGAUCAGCCCUGUGACUGACUUUGCUAAAAUGAUGUGUGGCUUUAUGACCAGCCGCCCCAUUGUCAGCCAGAUGUACAACUUCCUGAGGGGCUUCAACCUGCACAACAGCUACAAUAAGAACACGGGCUUCAUCGCAUGGAAAGACACACACCCAGAUGCCUUUCCUAACACCAUGACUCCAGCUGAUCCUGUGCUGAACUUAGUAGAUGCUGGAUUUGCCGUAAAUGCAGGAUUUCCUCCUUUGGUUCGCUCUCACAGACAUGUGGACGUUAUUCUGUCUCUAAACUACUCUUGGGAACCAGAUCAGUUUAAGGUCAUAAAGCAAUCUCAGGAAUACUGUGCUGAUCGGAAUAUUCCAUUUCCAAAGAUCGAUUUCAAAAAGGUGGAGUCAGAGCCGCUGAAGGAAGUUUACGUGUUUGAGGAUAAAGACAAUCCGGAAGCUCCCAUAGUGCUUCACUUUCCCUUGGUCAAUGUCUCAUUCAAGCAGUUCAAAGCUCCUGGAGUGAAGAGGGAGGGUGAGAAGGAGCGGAAGGAGGGAGCGAUUGAUGUUGAAUUUAACAGUAGCACCUCCCCAUAUCUCACCCACAAAUUGACUUACACACCAGAGGACUUCCAGAGGCUCAUCAACCUCACUUCCUACAACAUCCAAAACAACAAAGAUGUCAUUUUGAAUGCGCUAAACAAAGCAUUAAACCGAAACAGAGAAAGGCAAACAGGUGAUGAUAGCCAAAGCAAAAAGGAGAAGGCAGCUGUAGGAAAGACCAGUUCAGCGUCUACACCAAAACCAGGAUCACAAAAAACAUGGAAGACUGAAGAACAGUGAUCUGCAGCACCGUUACUGUGAAGAAAACCUGCAUCCUUAAAAUUAAGUUGUCAAGAAUAUUAUUAAAUGA